UCUUAUAUAGCUUAUCACCGGCCAUUAUUUGCCUUUCAAACAAGACGAUUUUCCAUUUGCUAGUCUAUAGCUAUAUUUUCAUUAUUCGGUCAUAUAUACAUUCCUGAGUUGCUUGUUUGUUGAUCAAUAUGGCUUCUCCUAAUGAUGGAUAUUGUAGGUAUCAUGUGUUCUUGAGUUUCAGAGGCGAAGACACGCGUAAGACUUUCACUGACCACCUCUACACAGCCUUUGUCGACCAAGGCUUUCGCACUUUCCGAGAUGACGAUGAACUCGAGAGAGGGGAGGAUAUCAACCCGGGACUUGAGAAAGCCAUUCAACGGUCAAGAAGUUCUGUUAUUGUCUUCUCGAAAGAUUACGCAUCUUCAAGAUGGUGCCUUAAUGAGCUUUUGAUGAUCCUUGAGCGCAAGAGGACCUCCUCCGAUUAUGUUGUUUUACCUGUUUUCUACAACGUGGAUCCAUCCCAAGUGAGGAAACAGACUGGCAGUUUUGCGGAGGCAUUUGCCAGACAUCAAGAAAAUGAACCGUCGAACAAGGUGAAAGAAUGGAGGGCUGCACUUACAAAAGUUGCAGAUCUAGGAGGGAAGGUCUUGAAGAACCAAGAUGAUGGGUACGAGUCAAAGUUUAUAAAAGGUGUUGUUAAAGAGAUGGGAAACAAGCUUAGUCGUACACCAUUGAGUGUUGGCUUCAACCUGAUUGGAAUCCAUUCUCGAGCUAACAAAAUUAAUCUAUGGAUACAAGAUGGAUCAACUGAUGUUGGUAUCCUUGUAAUUUUUGGGAUGUCAGGAAUAGGGAAGACAACAAUCGCAAAAUAUGUCUAUAAUUUGAACUUCAGAGAAUUUGAAGGAAGCAGUUUCAUUGAAAAUAUUAGAGAAACUUCAGAACAAACCAAUGGCCUAGUUCAACUACAAAAACAGCUCCUUUCUGAUAUUUUAAAUGGAAGAGAAGUGAAAGUACAUAAUGCUAGCCAGGGAAAAAUUAAGAUUGAGGAUGCCAUAAGCUGUAAAAGAGUUCUUCUUGUUCUCGAUGACGUGGAUCAUAUCGACCAAUUUGAUGCGUUACUUACAAUGCGAGAGCGAUUUUAUCCGGGAAGUAAAAUUGUCAUAACAACUAGGCGAGCAAGGCUGUUAAUGGCACGGGGAGUUACUAUGGUGCAUUCUGUUCGAGCUUUGAAAUACAAUGAAUCAUUGAAGCUCUUCAGUUGGCAUGCUUUUCGACAAGAUCAUCCAAUUGAAGGUUACGAGAAACAUACUGAAAAGUUUGUACGCCAUGGCGCAGGGCUUCCAUUAGCUCUUCAAGUUUUAGGUUCUUCUCUAUUUGGGGAAAGUAUAGUGUUAAUGUCUAAAAUUGUAUGGGAAAGUGCAUUGAAGAAACUAGAAGCUAUUCCCAAUAGUGAAAUCAUGAAUAAACUCAAAAUGAGUUAUGAUGUACUCGAUAAACAUGAUCAGGAAGUGUUCCUCCACAUUGCUUGUUGCUUCAUUGGAAAUGACAAGGAUUACACUGUUGGAAUACUAGAUGGAUGUAAUUUGUACACUACUGUUGCCAUUACGAAUCUCAUUGAUAGAUGCCUAGUAACAAUUGGCCCCACGAACAAGGUGGUGAUGCAUGACAUGAUUCGUGAUAUGGGAAGAGAAAUUGUUCGCCUAGAAGCAGAGGAGCCUCGGAAACGUAGUAGAUUAUGGCAUUACAAGGACUCCUUCAAAGUACUGAGAGAAAAGAAUGGUACAAAAACUAUUGAAAGUCUUGAAUUAAACAUGCAAAGGCAUCUUGAAGUCACUAACUCAAGAUAUCCCAACGAGAUUGUCUUGGAAACCAAUGCAUUUGCAACGAUGCACAAACUAAAACUACUCCGGUUAAGUCGUGUAAAUCUCACUGGAAGCUUUGAAAAAUUUCCGACUGGAUUGAGAUUGUUGUGUUGGAUUGCAUUUCCUUUGGAUUCUAUACCGGUUGAUUUUCAUUUGGAGAACCUGGUUGUUCUUGAAAUGCAGUACAGCAGCUUGAGACAAAUAUUGAGUGGAACAAAGUGUUUUCCAUCCUUGAAGACGCUUGAUCUCAGCCAUUCCCAUACCCUUAUUGCUACCCUUGACUUUUCUCUUUGUCCCAAUUUAGAGAAACUCAUGCUUAUAGAUUGUAAAGGCUUGAUUGAUGUCCAUGAGUCCAUUGGAAUUCUAGACAGACUUGUUUACUUGAACAUGAAAGAUUGCAAAACUCUUAGCAUGCUUCCAAAGAAUAUUGGUAAGCUAAAGCUACUUGACACACUUAUUGUAUCUGGUUGUUCAAAUCUUAGCAACUCUUCAAUAGAGAUGAUUAGGAGCAUGGAGUCUCUGAAAGUGCUUGAACUAGAUAGAAUUCCAAUAAGUCAAUUAUUCACUCUCUGUGGGAAGGUCAAGUCGGGGAGUUAUUUACCAGGCUCUUUACUAUCAUUAAGUCUGAGUGGGUGCAAUCUUUCUGAUGAUGCUUUUCCUGUGGAUUUCACUAGCCUUUUCUCUCUGAGAAGUUUAAAUCUAAGUGAUAAUCCAAUAACUGGCCUACCCAAUUGCGUCAAGGGUCUGACAAGUCUAGAUGAACUCUCCUUUUACAACUGUUUGAGCCUCGAAUCCCUUGUAGAGCUACCAAAAGUAGGUUUCAAGUUGAAUGUAUCCGGUUGCGAAGCAUUGGUAAGAAUAACAUAUCAGUCAAAAUCCUGUGCCCAAUUUCCACGCCUGGGUGGUAAGAACUACAGCCUAGUUGAGUGGGAAUAUGAAUAUAAGUUAGAACCCAUUGGAAAAGUUGACGUAGAAUUGCUCAAACUUUUGGGCUUGAGCAACUUGGACUUUGAAUGCAGGCCAACCAUUCGGUUGUGCGCAAAAUAUACUGGUUACGACAUAAUUCAUCAUGGUGGAAUACAGGGACUGCAUGAGUAUGGUUGUACAAAUUCUUACUUCCGAGGAAAUGCAAGAAAGAUAGACAUGUUUAGUACAUUUCUUCCCGGGAAUGAGGUUCCAGGCCAAUUCAGCCAUAGAACUAAAGGCUCUUCCUCAAUAUCAUUAACUGUGCCUUUGCCUUCAGCUCAUGAUCUGAGAAUCCGAGGCUUUAACAUCUUCAUUGUCUAUGCAAUUUCAGACAAUGACGAUGAAAGAUAUUCUUCAUUUACUGACCAGGGUUCAAUAACUAUCAAAGUCAUAAAUGAGAGCGACGACAGCAACUGGCAUUAUGAGCCAAUAUAUCACGGUAUUCCGGGUAAGGGAGAAGACAUGAUAUGGUUAACCCAUUGGAAUAUGGAGAAUCAAGUAAAAGGUAGGGAUCAAGUGGCUGUUUCACUCUCGGUAAAACAUGCAAGGUUUCGGUAUCAGGUAAAGGAGUGGGGGAUCCAGGUUGUACAGGAGAAGCAAGAAGGUAAGAUGUGUACCGACCACUACACCACAAAUCCCAUUUGUUUUCCAUGUGCCACUGGUGGAGAUUUGUUAACAUCUGAUGAGCCGUUGAGGGGAACAUACUUGCUGUCCUAUGAACCUGAUUCAACGGUAGAUAAAGAUAAAAAAGGAGAUGAUGAAGAAGAGGCAGUGGGUGAUCCUAUUCCUGCAUCAGCAAUGGGGGAUGGCAGCAACAACAGCGAUCGGGGUCUCAGAAAGUGGAAGGUGCUCAUCAUUGCCGCUAUCAUCCUUGCUGCUGCCAUCAGCGCUGCUCAUCAUUUUGAGGACUCUGCUCUAGACACAAAUCUAGCUGAAACUGUCACUAAUGCAGACAAUGAAGAAGAACAACGGGAUGAAGAUGACAAGCUUGCAACAGCGACCAAUACUGACGGCAGUAACAACCGUGCGCGGGAUCCCAGAAAGUGGAAGGUGCUCAUCAUUGCUGCUGUCAUGUUAAUUCUCUGUUUAUCUGUUCGCUGGUUCUUCUUUUUCUCCGCCAGAGACAGAUACAUGGAGUCCAAUAUUUUGGUUCCUACAUGAAUUUAUUUUCUCUUCCUUCGUUCUCUCUCCGUAUGAAAUAUGUACAUUGUAAGAAUUAAUGUGGACUUAAAAUGUUCAUUAUGGACUACAACAACUUAGCUGGCUUAUUUGUAGAAAAAGUAGUUCGACAAUGCUUGAAUUA
This is a messenger RNA of Rosa chinensis, 4071 nucleotides long. RefSeq names its product disease resistance protein RUN1-like. NCBI's taxonomy places the organism in Eukaryota, Viridiplantae, Streptophyta, Magnoliopsida, Rosales, Rosaceae. The transcript has 8 exons. The record is from RefSeq and is a predicted model, not a curated record. Gene Ontology annotation, biological process: signal transduction; defense response. Bases 129 to 3929 code for a protein of 1266 amino acids. Gene Ontology annotation, molecular function: ADP binding; protein binding.